AUGCACAAGAAUAUUCCGCGGGGGUAUUCACAAGGCUACCAAAACGCUGUCCAUUGCUGCGUAAAACAAGACCCUCCCUGUUCAAAGAAAAGAAAAAAGCUUCAAAAGAUAGAACAGAAAGCUUUAAUCAAUCCUUUACAGGUUCCUGCCGAGGGUGGCAACGACGGUGCCGACGGGGAUACCGACGGUGGGGAGACCAAGGCCGGAGACGAGAGCGGCAACCUCGGGGGAAAGCUGGAUGAGGAGCUUCUGGCCAUCAUCGCUGGUGACGGUGAGGAGGCCCUUGACGGGGCCGGAGAGGUCAGAGACGAGGUCACCGAUGUUGCCGGCGGUCUUGAUGACAGAGCCGACGGAGCCACCGAUGGAGGUCAGGCCGAGACCGUCAACGAGAGCGGCAACCUCGGGGGAGAGCUUGAUCAGGAGCUGCUUAGCGUUGGGGCCGGUGACGGUCAGGAUCUGGCCGACGGUGGGGACGAGGUCCUGGACGAUCUCGCCGGGGGCGGCGUCACGCUUGAGGGAGGUACCGAGAGUAGCGACGACAGUGCCGACGGGGAUACCGACGGUGGGGAGACCAAGGCCGGAGACGAGGCCAGCGACCUCGGGGGAGAGAGAGAUCAGGAGGGCACCGACAUCAGCGCCAACAACGGUGACGAGACCGUCAACGGUAGGGCCGAGGCCAGUGACGAGCUCACCCAGGGAGCUGGCGGAGGCAACGAUGGAGCCGAGAGGGACACCAAGGCCGGGAAGGCCGAGACCAGAGACGAGGGCAGUGACCUCGGGGCUCAGCUCGAUGAGCAGAGUCUGGACGUUGGGACCAGUGAUGGUCAGAACGUUGUUGAGCUCAGGAGCCAGAUCCUGGAGGAUGUGGCCGUUCUGGGCAAUGGGGGCGUUGCCGUUGGAGGAACCAACGUUGCCCAGGUGGAGGAGGGAGGUCAGGUCACCGAGCUUGGAGACAACGGGGAGGUUGUUCAGGCUCAGCUGCUUGGUGAUGUCACCGAGGCUGAGGUCCUUGGUGAUACCCUCAAGACCAGCCAGGUUGGUGAUGGAGGAAGUCAGGCCAGUGAGACCAGCGAGGGAAGUGGUGCCAGCGGGAGCGGCGGCGGCAGCAGCGGCCAGAGUGAGGAGAGUAGCAAAGGAGACCUUCAUUGUGAUGGUUUUAAAGGAUGUGGAUUAUCAAAAGAAUGA
Messenger RNA from Penicillium subrubescens, 1185 nucleotides. RefSeq lists its product as uncharacterized. Lineage: Eukaryota; Fungi; Ascomycota; Eurotiomycetes; Eurotiales; Aspergillaceae. The transcript has a single exon. The record is from RefSeq and is a predicted model, not a curated record. Bases 1 to 1185 code for a protein of 394 amino acids.